Messenger RNA from Anarrhichthys ocellatus (wolf-eel), 2264 nucleotides. RefSeq names its product asparaginyl-tRNA synthetase 2, mitochondrial (gene nars2). The record is from RefSeq and is a predicted model, not a curated record. Gene Ontology annotation, cellular component: mitochondrion. Bases 79 to 1623 code for a protein of 514 amino acids. Gene Ontology annotation, molecular function: ATP binding; nucleic acid binding; asparagine-tRNA ligase activity. NCBI's taxonomy places the organism in Eukaryota, Metazoa, Chordata, Actinopteri, Perciformes, Anarhichadidae. The transcript has 14 exons. Gene Ontology annotation, biological process: asparaginyl-tRNA aminoacylation.
AGACCCAAACAGGAAGUGUCACUGUGCGACACAACGUGACAGUCAAGUUAGAGCAAAACGAUAAAUAUACUACUGAAAAUGUCGUUUAUCGUGUCUUUAAGCUCUCGCAACAUCUCGUGCUUUCAGCAUGCUUUCGUGCCUCAAAGUGCGGCGUUCCUCACGAUGUUUCAGGCUGCAGCUAAAACGCUUUCUGUUGCAACGACCACAGCAGCGACGUUAACCCGGGGAACAUCGUUUAGUCUUCGACGUUACUGCAAGAAGACACCAGCGAAGCUUAGAGUGUCCCAAGCUGUUGCAGGAGCUGAUUUGGGAGCAAAUGUCAAAGUACAGGGAUGGGUUCGCUCCGUUAGACCUCAGAAGGCAAAUCUCUUCCUCCAUGUGAAUGAUGGGAGCUCUCUGCAGUCGUUGCAGGUCGUCGCCAGCUCAGAGCUGAAUGAUCCAUUGCUCACACUUGGUAGUGCUGUUGAAGUCACGGGUACUCUUCGGAAAAGUCCAAACCAAAAACAGGCAGUUGAACUGGAAGCAGACCAAAUCCACGUAGUUGGAGAUUGUAACCCUGUGGAUUUUCCCUUCAAAAUAAAAGAGAGACACAGCCUUGAGUAUAUUCGCCAGUUCCCUCACCUCAGGUGUAGAACAAAUGCCUUUAGCUCCCUGUUGAGGAUACGAAGUGAGGCCACUACAGCAGUUCACUCAUAUUUCAAGGAAAAUGGCUUUGUGCAGAUCCACACUCCGGUCAUCACCUCAAACGACUGUGAAGGGGCAGGAGAGCUCUUUCAGGUCGAGACGUCCGGCCCAGACAAUGAAGAAGGUGAGAAGUUUUUCUCUGUCCCAGCUUUCCUGACCGUGUCUGGUCAGCUUCAUCUGGAAGUGAUGUCAGGGGCUUUUUCGAGAGUCUACACAUUUGGGCCAACUUUUCGCGCAGAGAACUCCCAAAGCAGACGCCACCUGGCUGAGUUUUACAUGGUGGAGGCCGAGGUCUCCUUCACGCAGUCCUUAGAGGAUCUCACCAAGGUCAUGGAGGACAUGUUCAGGUCUGCCACGGAGCAUGUCCUGGCUCACUGUGCCGAGGAUGUGGAUUUGUUUCACAAGCAUGUGACUCCUGGACACAGGGACACUGUGGAAGCUAUGCUGAAGAAGAGAUUCCCCGUGAUUACCUACAGUGAAGCUAUAGACAUCCUGAACCACAGCUCCCAGAAAUUUACCUUCCCAACAGACUGGGGUUGUGACCUCCAGACAGAACACGAGAAGUACCUGGUGAAACAUUGCGGCAACGUUCCAGUCUUUGUCACUGAUUAUCCUUACGAUCUUAAGCCUUUUUACGCGAGAGACAACCAGGAUCAUCCCAAACACACGGCAGCUGCAGUGGAUCUUCUGGUGCCGGGAGUCGGAGAGCUCUGUGGGGGCUCGCUGAGAGAGGAGAGGCUGGAUCUGCUGAGGGCUCGCCUGGAAGAGGCUGGAUUAGGAGACACCUACAGCUGGUAUCUGGAUUUGAGGCGCUUUGGCUCCGUCCCCCAUGGUGGCUUUGGAUUGGGAUUUGAGCGAUAUUUGCAAUGCAUUCUCGGUGUUGACAACAUAAAAGAUGUGAUUGCUUUCCCCAGAUCGUCCCAUUCUUGUCUUCUAUAAAACACAAUUCUGGCCAAGUAGAUAUUUUGAAGUCUGUAUUUGCUGUCUGUCAAAUAAAUAUUAUAUUCAACAUAGUUUUUCUUGUUAUUGGUUUAUAAAUAUGAUUAGUUAUUAUCAAAAAUGUAUCUGCAGCUGUAUAUAAAAACAAUGAACAAAAGAGAUAGUCCUACAACCACAUCUGAGAGGGAAUUUCACUCAUCCACAGUUAAUUAUUCAACAUAUCGCAAGGAAGUGUUUAGUUUCAUGAAUCAUUUUAUUUGCCUGUACCGACUUCCAUAUUUUAAUUAAAACAAUGUCGGUUUUUAGAGCGACAGACAAGUAUUUUAAAUCUCCACCAGAUGGUGCUUUUUCCCAUUCCAUCCAAUAUAGAAAAUACGAAUAAUUUACUCACAGCAGUUAUCUUGACCUUUUCUUUUCCAAAGUGCCGAAAAUCUUUAAAAAAAAAAGCUCCAUCUUUAACUUUGAUUUAUACUUGGUAAACAUACAACACGCGUUUGAUGUAAUAAUGUCAAAUCAGAUGCGUUUCCGUAUUUGGAAUAAAACAGAAAUGCUUAAACAUCUGUUUGGUGUGAGCGUGGAUAAAUAGUAUUUUACUAAAACAUCGGUUCCUCCAUUGUUUACACUCGUGUUGGCAUCUUGGA